CCAUUUCGUUCCCAAAUGAGCCUAGAGAAACUCGACUCCUUCUCUUAGGUCCGGGUUGAGGCGCACUCCCUCUACCUGCGUCCUUCCGAGCAAUGUCCUCAUCAGAGCAGCCUCUCAAGAAGCGGAAGCUCUACGAGACUCGACCAGAAACACCGCCACCGGCACAACCCGCAGAAACCCUAGCUGAGCCUCGGAGCACCGUAGUUUCACCAUCAACACCACCACCACUCUCCCAAGAGGAAAUUCUCGCGAGACGAAGAAACAGAGAUGAGAUUAAAAAUGUCUACGAUACUUACAAGCGCCUUAAGUUCUGCGUUUCUCAAAAAGAGGGCCGCCACAUGCCCGACCUUGAGCAAACUUAUCUUGCUCUCAUUACUGCCUCAAGAGGUUGCACUAGUGUACAGCGUAUAGUAGCUGAUCUCAUUCCUCGAUAUGCGUCAUAUUGUCCAACUGCCCUUGAAGCUGCAACUAAAGUUGUUAUCAAUAUGCAUAACCAGAAUACGGCAGUGAUAAAUAGAGGCGAGGAUUCUAAUGGUAUCGCAUUUGAGACUGCAAAGGCCUGUAUUUUUGGUUUAGCUGAUAUCUGUCACACUGCUUCUCUGGUGGCUCCAACAUCUUCUGUAAUUCGGGGCAUCUGUUCUGCUGUUUUUCAGAAUGUGCUCUCAUUUUUCAUGUCCUCGUUUGAGGGAAAGGGUGCUUUUCAGAUUGUUGAUAAGGAAAUAUUGAAGAUGCUGGGUUCUGCUGAGGUCUUUUCUGAGCUAAAGCAAAAGUUUUCUGAUGAAGACAUAUCUUCAACAGUUAAGUUAUUCAAGUUUCGUGUGCUAAGUAUGUUCUGGAUCUUCUUUUCUUGUUCGAAAAAUCUGCUUGCAGCAUGUUUUGAUCUCCUCAAAUCUGCUGGCUCUGACCACAUUCGUGAAGCGCAGUGUUUUCUUAGUCAGGUGACAAGCAGUCUUGAUGAUAAUUUUGUGCCUCCUCUAUCAGAUAAAGCACACGAUAGGCCAGCAUCAUCCAAAAGCUGUAAAAAAACAAGUGUCACAGGCAAUGAAGUUAGUGAUGAGGACCUUUUAUCAGAUGGCAACCGUGUUUCAGCAGAUUCACAUUCUGUCCAGCGGAACUGCUUAUUGCAACUGGUUCUUGGUAACAGUGUAUCAUUGAGAAGUUGGAUGUUCUCAAAAUAUAAGAAGCAAUGUAACAUGCCAUCUUUUGUAGCUGUAUCAGAAAUUAGAUCCACGCUGGAAGAAAUCUUUGAAUCAUAUACUGAACUUAGUAAACUAGAAGAUACCCAAAUGGACAGUGAUGAGGACAAUUUAGAUGCCUCGCAAUUUAUCAAUAGGCAAUACGUGGUAUCUAGGAUCUCUAAUCAACAUCAAAUCUCUGGUGAACUGUCUAGUAAAGAUGGUACUAGUCAUGAUAAUGGAGGGUCAAGAUCCAUGGACUUUGAGAUGAGUGAUCCUGCAGAUGCUUCACAUGGCAGGUCUUCCCUGCCCAGAGACUUACAGAACCAACAGAUGCUUUCACCUGUUACAAGAACAAUAAUAGACUCUAGGAACAAUUCAUUUGAAGGUGGAAACCAUAAUGUUCAUAUUGACAAGAAUACAACUUCAAAUGUUGACUUCAGUUCACCAAUUGCGAGAUCUGCUAGUGGAGCCAUAGAUAAUGCUUUUGCUUCUCCUAAACAUCAUUUGGGGACACCAUAUGGUUCAAUGACUCAGACUGUUUGGUUCUGUGAUGGGGACCCUGCUGCAAUGGAUAUUUUCUCUGCUUCUAGACAGCUUUGGUUGGGUUCUGUAGGCCCUGAAGCAUCUGAAGCUCAUCUGAGGUUUCAGCUUGAGAGGUUUGGCCCUAUAGAACAGUUUUUCUUUUUUCCAGCGAAAGGAUUUGCCUUGGUGGAGUACAGGAGCAUAAUUGAUGCCAUAAGGGCUCGGGAAUAUAUGCGCUGCCAUUUUCCUUGGCAGAUAAAGUUCAUGGAUAUAGGAUUAGGAACUAGGGGAGCUAUGAAUGGUGUUGCAGUUGGUUCUAGUUGUCAUGUUUAUGUGGGAAAUAUCUCAAGCCAAUGGGCAAGGGAUGAGAUUUUGCAUGAAUCAAGGAAAGUGCUUUACAAGGGUCCUUACAUGUUCACUGAUCUUAGCAAUGAAGGAGCAUUAUUAAUGGAGUUUGAAACUCCUGAAGAAGCUACUGCUGUCAUGGCACAUCUCAGGCAGCAUCGGAAGGAAAAAAGCAGUCAUCUGCCGCCUUUUAAUGCUGGGUCAUCAAAUGUUACAAUGUCUCAACUGGAUGGUGGAAGAUCAAUGCCAGCCCCAAUCCAUGCUGACAUCAGAACCAGUAAUUCUGGGAGCAUGUGCAAGAUUGAAUCACCUCAUACUCAAACCGCAGUUGGGAGCCCUGCUGACAGCUGUAGGACAAGGAUGUCCCACUUAUCUUCCUUACUUGCAUCAUUGCGGACAAAGUACAGCAUUAGUGUACACCCAAACUAUUUUGAGAAUUAUACAUCUGGAUGCAGCAAUGCUGCUAUGGUGAGGGAUGUAGACCAAGUGCCAUCAAGUACACUUUGGAUUUGUAUUCCAAAUGUUAGCUCCCCCCUCAUCACAGAUGAUGAGCUAAUGUCAAUUUGCAAUCUUGCUUCUGCUAAUGUAGGAUCUAUAGUUAGGUUGAUGCGAGCAAACAUGCAGAUGGGUUGUGGUUGGUUUGUUGAUUGCAGCAAUGUUGAAGCUGCAAACACUCUUCUGAAAAAUCUUCGUAGUUGUCCUGGGAUGUUCUUUCAGAUUGAUUUCAGUCAACCAGGAAAGAACUAUACUGCCUCGUUCCCAAUGAAGUCUGAUGGCAGCUCCAUGGAGCUUGUAUCACCCAGAAUAAAAUCAGAGAAUCAUGGGCCUACAGUACAAGCUGCUCGUUCAUUUGGGGGAGUGGACCCUUCACAGGGAGGUGGCCGUGCUGUUUCUGCUGCCUCUGAGCAAAUGUGGAUGUACAAGAAAAAUGAAAUGGAGCUGCAUCCUGCACCUGCGAGCAUUCCAAGUGUACCAAUUGGAGCUCAGGGACGACCUAUUCUCCCACCACAGCAGUUCCAGCCAUCUCAAUUUGUCCGACCUGUUUACCAUCCUCCAAACAGUGCAUGGGAUCCACGAGUUUUGAACCAUCAUGCUCCUUUGAACCCAAUGUCUCCAGUGGUAAUGCCCAAUAUCUUUCAGGGUAGCACUGUUGCACCGCCUUUUAUACCUGCUUCUGUGACUCCAUUGGCACAGAUACAGCGACCUCCAGUACAGCACUUUGACCAAAUGUUCUCCCUGCCUGUUGUUCCACCACCCUUAUCUUCUGUGCCUCCUCAGCCUGAAAUACCCCCUCCACCUCCACUUCCCCCUCCGCCUUUUGUACCACCACCUUUAGCAUCAAUACCACCUCAGCCUGAAAUACUCCCUCCAUUGCCACCAUCCCCGCCACCUGCUCCCCCUCCACCUCGUUCACCUCCUCCACCUCCACCCUUUGCAGAAUCAACUGAUGCAGAAACGUCUGGAAAAUCUAAGCAGUAUCAGUGGCAGGGCACACUAUGUAAAAGUGGGGUUCAUUAUUGCACGAUCUUUUCAUACAAGGUUGAUUCUGAUAUUUGCAAAUAUUCAAGUCUGAUUUCUGAACCUGUGGAAUGGCCCUCUAAACUGGAUAUGACCAAACGCACAGAUUUUCGGCAUGUGAAGUCAACAUUUACAAGUACACCACCUCAUAAAAGGGAAGUAUGCCUGUUGAUCCCCUCAUCUGCGAGUGACCAAAAAGGGUUUCAGGACUUCAUAUCAUACUUGAAACAAAGGGAUUGUGCUGGAGUAAUUAAAAUCCCAGCUGUGAAAUCCAUGUGGGCAAGGCUUCUCUUCAUACUUCCCUACUCGCAUGAAACAUGUUCGAUGCUUUCUAUAGCUCCUGAUGCAUCCAACUGCUUGAUUGCUUUGGUUUUGCCUAAAGAAACAAACUUCGAAUGGGUUUGAUCGCAGUUAUUAGUUGAACAGAAGCUUAGCAGAGUCUCAAUUCUGCCAUAUAGUGAUCUUUGAAGUCUCAAGGUAGAAAUUUGAUCUCUUUACAGCAUAUCAUCCAUUGGAUAACAGUCGCAGCGACAGGAAGAAACCAAUGUCAAUCCUGGUUCCAGUUAUCACCUUGAGGCUUAUCGCAGGGCAAAAAUCAAUUUGAUUGAAUGAUGUUGGUCAAUUCAACUUUCAAAUGAUUUGGUGAGAUGCAAGUCUAGCACAGUAGCUGGAUGCAACAAAUACCUUGCGGCUCAUUUCCAGAAUGGGAAAAACUUUUUAGUGCAAAUCCUGCUGCAACCUAAACGAGAUUUAGGCAGCUUCAAUUUUGUUUUUGUUGUCUUUGACAGUUUUCUACUGUAACGAUGAUGAAGCGGUACAUUAUGUUUUGUAUUCAUCUUAUUGCUGAUUGAAAGUAGAGGUAAAGGUAGUUCUGUUGAUAUUUGUAGAAUAUUUUGUACUGCUAAUUUGUCAGCACUAUAUGAUGAGGACUGCUUUUUUCUUCUU
Molecule: messenger RNA, 4508 nt
Organism: Manihot esculenta (cassava)
Lineage: Eukaryota; Viridiplantae; Streptophyta; Magnoliopsida; Malpighiales; Euphorbiaceae
Exons: 9
Coding region: 93-3968 (1291 amino acids)
Molecular function (GO): RNA binding; ubiquitin binding
Source: RefSeq, a predicted model, not a curated record